This is a messenger RNA of Porites evermanni, 12872 nucleotides long. The record is from the annotation of a GenBank genome assembly. NCBI's taxonomy places the organism in Eukaryota, Metazoa, Cnidaria, Anthozoa, Scleractinia, Poritidae.
AUGUCAAGGCGGAAAAAGAUCCACCUUUUUAACUGUGAUCAUCUCUACGAACUCCGUGUUAUCGAGGAUUUGCUGUACUCCUGCAAACCGAAACUGGGCUUCGAUUUCACAGUGGAGAAUCACUACUUCUCCUUUUCUGAAAUGGCUGAAUUGAGAGAAAAAAUCGUUCCUGCACUGAAGAUUGAUUUUGCAGUUUUCGUCGUUCACGCUCAAGAGUCAAGUCUGUCGAUAAACGAUGGCCGCGGAUAUACCAAGCUUUACAAAGCUCUAUUGCAAGCUACAGGUAAGAAAUUGAGACACCUCUUGUAACUACUUUCUGCUGUUGUUGUAAUGAAUACGCAUAUUCAUCAGUAACAGGUCUUUGUGUUUGGGAUUUAUGUCGAAAAAAUCAUGAAAGAUGGAUUUCAAUGUGGCACAGUUUUGUCACGCGCGCGAAAUUAACGAUAGCACUUGUCACGGUUUACGACACGGUCUAUUCAGUAGUAUUUUCAGUGUGACUACAAAUAAACAACGUUUCAAAUGUAAAACCAAAAACCUGUAACUCGACCCUUCACUAUAACAUAACAUUCUAACGCUAUACAGGAGAGCUUUUCCCCAGAUGGUUAACGAGUGCACGUUGGCGAGCUAACUCGCCAGGCUGAAUGGGCAGCACUAAAGUAUGGAAUCCGGAAACGGAAACGGAUUCAUGGAAACGGAAUAUGAGAUACGGAAUCAAGUAUCAGUGACAGAAAAUUAAAAAAUUUCACAUUGCAUAAUUUAGUAUAAUCCAAAGAGAAUUUGUUUAGUUUUCUUCAUUGGCAGUUCCCUUAAGUAUAUUCUUGUUAUCGCGUCUUGAUAGGGUUUUCCGUGGUGUGGGUUAUUGUACUGCAAACUCUGCAAGGCCGAUGAAAGUAAUUUUACAAGUAAUUUUUAUUCACGAGUGUAUGGGUUGAAUAACACAGUUAAAUAUUACCUCUUUAGAUAAAUGUCAAGAGAAGUAGUAGUUGGCCUCAGACCACAGUACGUAAUUGUCCCCAAACUGAAUACUCAACACGUGACGGACGUGUAGCGUGACCACAAUUCCCGUGUUUUAGUUUAUCGCCAAGCUGGAAUACUGGUGUAAUGAGUUUGCGUUGAAGUCCGUAUUUUUGUUGAAGAGGCUUAUUAAACACGGCGCAUUAAUUUGCUGUAAUCAGUUGCGUAAUCAAGCAAAUGCAUGCACAGUUCUCUCUUCUCUUUGGAUUCCACAAUUCCAUGGUUCUCUUGAGUAAGUUGUCAUGAUAAAUAAAACUGAACACUGUUCAAGACAACCAAGAAAAGACACCCAGGAAAAAUUUGACGACGACGCCUUUCAGUUAUAUAAACGACGCCUCUGUCGAUUUAAACCUUUCAUUGUCAGAGUGCUUGAUAGAGUUUUGUGAGGUGACUCUUACCUUUUGAGUCUGCGAACAAAAUCCUAUGAUGUGACUAUUCAAAUGAAAGCUCUCUGCCUGUACUUACAUAUGGUGCUAUUUGUUUCAAAAUUUGAGAAAAUGAAAUUGGGACAUUUGGUUGAAAUUUGCUUUUGGCUAAAUUUGGCAGUGAAAGGAUUGAACGAAGUCCGUCUCCAUAUAACUUACCUCUUUCUGAAGCAACUAGUUAUUGUCACUGACGUUUUUCUCCUCGCUUUGCUGUCCCAUGAGAAUUUGCAUUCAUUGCCGGAAGUGGUAUGAGGUGUCUUUUCACCGGAAUCGACUCAUGUAGUCAUACAGCAGUCUCCUCUGCCCAGGUAAUUUAUUAAGUUAUGUCUUUUUUAUCUGUUUAUUUAUCACUUCGGCGGAGCGCGAAGUAAAGAAUUCGUGCCACCCAGGAAUGUCCCAAAGUUGCUUUUUUGGGGACAAGAUUGGACAGCCAAAGUUUGUAGGUUGUCGGUUUUAUUCGGCUAUUAAACGAAGUGAGAGCCGAAUUAGUUCGAGAUAUCUCGAGUUCAUGUCGAUUUCUUUGAUUUAUUCAAGGAAGAAAGAAUUAUUAUUUUGGCCUGCCGGGGGUUUGAACCGACUCACCUGUGCGGCCCGUCAGGUCAGAAGAGACUCUAAGUUGAGUGAUUAGGCGAUGGCGCCAAUGCGACCCAAGGAAAUUUGUGAUAGGAGAAAUAGCUAUGAAAUUAUGCACUUGUUUCGGGAAAAGAUUGGGCACGCAAGGUCGUGACAAUUUCGGCUUGUUACCUCGGCGGAACGCGAAAUAAAGGCUUUGCGACGCUCAGGAAUAUUUCAAAGUUGUUUCUGAAUGCCCCGAAAUUACCACGGCCGAUUAGUUCCAGAUAUCUUCGAGUUCUUUGAUAUCUAUUAUUCUGGCUAGAAAUAUUGACUGCAAAAGUGUUUUACAGAAAACAUUGAAGCAAUUUGGGCUAGUAGCUUCAAAGUACGAGCGAAAAUCGAGAUACAAGAGCAAUUUUCAUUGAGUCUAACUUCCCAGACGAGUUUCUCCGAAGUGCGUUUCAGUUUGACUUUAUACCGUCGAAACCUUGUCUUUUUCCUCUGAAAUCUAGCUUGUAAUGUGUUUUAUACCGUGGAAAACCCAAAUUUAUUAGUUUGCCGUCGAUAUCUAAUUUCAGUUCAAUACUACGGCCCGAAGUAAGCUUUUUUGUGUUGUUUUGUAUUUUUUUUCUAAAUCCAGCGGCCGAAAUAAUGCUAAAUAUGCUUUUCAAUGGUCUUUUAAAAAUAACACCACACAAUAGGCCAAAGAGAAGAAGGAAAAAAGAAAGCACAAACUAGGGACCUUCACGACGAUAUUCACGGUGGUUUACCCAUCCAGUUCCUAACCCCGCCUGACAGGGCUUAACUGGAGUGGCGCUACAAAAAACCUAGCCUUCGUGGCAGGCGCAAAAAGGGGAGGGGGAGUUAGAAAAGCGCGAAAGUGAGGAAAUCCUCCUCCCUUUUUCUCUUCCUCCCUAUCCCCUACCCCUUUCGACGCCUGCUACGCAGGUUACUAAAAAAAAACGAGUAUCACGAGGGUUAUUGCGAGAUACGUAUUUCUAGUUUAUGUUGCGACGUUGUACAUGAAUUAACCUCGUUGUAGAGAUUGUGCAUUUUCAGCAAGUUUCGUAAGGCAGUGUACUGAUGUCAGUUACUUACGUUGCUGGAGAGAAGGUGUAUAGUUAACUGUGCAUAAGGAAAGUGUUGUUGUAGAGGAAAUAAAGGAUGUGUAACUGAGAUCUCGUCGUGCGCAAUUUAUUUAUGACAGAAAUUAUAAUCGAAUUGGGUUAUAGCCACGCGGUCACGCACCAAGCAGACUUCCGGUGGAGAAGUUAAGAAGUCUGUUACACAAAAGGACGAAAAUAAUGGUAUUUGUAUGGAAGGGUAUCCGAAUAAAUAUUAUUUCUUACUAUUCCUCGGCAUUCACAACUUAUCCACAACCACGACGCCGAAGUGUACGUUACCAUAGCGUCUUGUUUUAUUGUCAUUGCUAAUAUACUUUUUUGGAACCUUCUUUCACGGAUUCCGUAUUCCGUUUACGUUUCCGGAUUCCAGAUUCCUCAUUUUAGUGCUGCCGGACUGAAUUGCACAAGCCCAAGCAGAUUUGAAGAUGAAAACAGAAUUAAACGAUCGUUCUGAAAAUUCGACGGCUACUGUAGCAUGUUUAUACUCGAAAGACAGUGAUCUCGAAAAUAAGGUUAAUUCUACUUAAAGCGCUUCUUUUUUCGGUAGGAGGAAAUGUUAUUAUUGUCAUUGGAGGAGAUGACAACUACAAAAACGAAGACAAGGAAAAGCGAUCAGUAAUCUCUGUCUGGGCCCAAAGAGCUAUGUCUGUACAGUUCAGCGAAGAAUAUUUGGAUGGAAGAAAAAGCUUCAUAUUUUCCUGGGGUGAAAAACACCGACCAAUUCACGAGGAAGCUCUAAAGCAUUUUUUUGAUCCAGGCAGGAAUGGUGAAAGUUUUAUAUACCAGUUACCAACACAGAGAGACCCUACCUUGCAACCCGGACGAGUAAAACCCGUUGGCUCAAUUACCAGCGGCUCUUCGGGAAAUAAGCCCGCGAUCUUCCCCUCGGGAGGGACCGAGAGUGCGGCAGAAAUCGAGCCUAUAACACCUGCUGAAGCCAUUCCAGUAGAAGUGGAAGAGGAAAAAUGCCCUUUAGAUAGUCAGGAGAAAGGUACUUAUUGUAUUGUUACGUUUUGUUAAUAUUUUAGUUCCCGCUGGUUUCCAUAUGAUAGUCUAAUCGUCUCGAUUGUCCCAGGCUUCUUAAAUAAUGUUCAGACGAUAAUGACGAUAGUAAUUGAAACACUACCCAGAUGAUCGCAAACGACCUGUACGACUGAGACGACCUCGAUCCCAUGGAUAGAAUAUAACUGAGUUCUAUUUGGACGAUCUGGACAACCGUGUAAAUUUUGAAGCGAUCAUAUAGAAACGAUCUCAGACGACGGAGGCGAUCGGAUAAUCGAUAGUCUCCCACACUAGCUCCCCUAAAAACGCCAGCGUGGGAGCCGGCUAGACGAUCGAACGCUAUGCCAGAAAUCAUUACUUUUAUUACUCUAACAGUAAUUGCUAAGGUCGAAAAUGUUCGUACCUCCUGGAUGAUAUUUGAAAAAAGUUCCAUCACUUUCCGGCGACGGUCUUCCGAAUUUGAGGAACUUGUCUAGCUUGUCUACGCCAAAAAAUCGAGAGAAAAAAUAGAGAUGGCAAGCUUCGAGGUUCACUCUCCGAUUAGAAUCCACCAUUAUCUUUACCCUGUUCCAGAAUUCCAGAAACAUCGCUGACGACCAUGCGCCCUUUUUGUCUUUGAGACAACCGAGACGAUCAUAUAUGAUGAAACUUUCAAUCAUUCCAGUCGUUCGGACCGUCAAGACCUAUUUUUAAAUUGAGUGGGGCGAGCGAUCGAGAUGAUCCGCGUGAUCAUAUAGGAAACAGGCCUUACACAGGGUAAAAAGAAAUUAAGUAAUUUUGUUUUUUUUAUUGCGGUUUAUCCAUAGAAUAAUUCUACUAAUGGUUAGUGAAUGGGCGAAAAUUUCAGGGACCCAACUGUAACGUUAUAGUCUUUUUCCAGUUUUAAAGCGGAGGGCGUGUGAAGUUUCUGACUCUUGUAUGUACCAAGGAAAACUCAAUGGUUACUUUUGGUUAUUUUUUUCAUCCUACCCCACCGACAUAGUCCCUAUUCCACGCCCGCACACGGGCUCCUUAAGAUUAAUCAUUGACUUCUCAUUUCUUAAUUAUCUUUUUUUUCUCGAAGCAUUAGGUCGAGUAAACGCUUUUGGGGCGUCUUGUUUUUAAGUAGUUUGUGUCUUUAAGUAGUUUGUUUGUUUUAAAGUAGUUUGGUCUCAGUGUUCUCUUAGCGAGUAAGUGGUGACACAUCACGGCUCAAAUAUUUUGGAGCAAGGCCGUUUAUUCAUUUGUAAACCGAUAUUGCUGACUAUCAAGCUUUCUCCUGCAUGUCAAACCUCCCCAAAUAUAUAAUCGGCAUAGAGAACUAAAGUGAUGACGUCAUAAAAAAUGAAAUUUCUGAAAUUAUGGGAUUUGUCAGGAUAUUCUGAAAGAACAAUGUCCAAGACGCCUACUUGCCAAAAAUGAGCAUUUCGGGGCAAAUUGUCUCUGAGAUCGUAGCCCAGUUAUACUCAGACAACUCCAUACAAACCCUUCUAAAAAAUUUAGAAGGGUUUGUAUGGAGUUUUUCGAUCAUAUAGAAACGAUCUCAGACGACGGAGGCGAUCGGAUAAUCGAUAGUCUCCCACACUAGCUCCCCUAAAAACGCCAGCGUGGGAGCCGGCUAGACGAUCGAACGCUAUGCCAGAAAUCAUUACUUUCAUUACUCUAACAGUAAUUGCUAAGGUCGAAAAAAACCACUGGGCUACGAUCUCAGAGACAAUUUGCCCCUCAAAUGCUCAUUUUUAACAAGUAGGCCUCUUGGACAUUGUUCUUUCAGAAUAUCCUGACAAAUCCCAUAAUUUCAGAAAUUUCAUUUUUAUGACGUCACACUUUAGUACUCUAUUAGUGUCAUAGUAAAAAAGUUAGAUCUCUAGCUGCCCAAUUUUGUAGUUUCUGAGGCCUAGUAGCUAGGAUUGUACAGUAACUGUCCCAGGCAACGCUACAAUAAUUAUGCUGAAGUGGGGUUGAACUGGAGAAUUUAAAAUAGAUUGCAAUGCUGUGUUUGGAACGUAAUCUCUAACACGCUUCAAAGCCCCUUUUUGGCUAAUUCCCUGAUGUACGCACCAAGGGAUUUCCUCUGAGUAACCUUGAUGGGGUUUUGCUGGGGCUGUUUUGGCUUAAAUUGUGCUCAAAUGGCUCCACAAGGGGCCGAAUCAGAUGUUGGCCUGCUGCCGUAAAUUUGCACUUUAGAGCUGAAACAGAUCUUUUUAACAGUACAGUGUAAUGUUCUCUAGCGAGAGGACAAAUAAUAAAUUUCCUCUGAUGGCUACUUGUCAUGCAUCUUUUCACUUUGAAUGCCGUAAAAUUCCGAAAAUAAAUGCUUUGUUUUACUUUGUAUUUGAGGGCAAUUUUCCAAGUACAAGCCCCCGGGGGGCUUAUAUUUGGAGGGGCGAUUUAACGAAAGGUUUUUUGCGUUACAGGCUUGGGGGGCUUAUAUUUGGAGGGGCUUAUUUCGGACUUUUACGGUGUCCAUUCAUAUACAUUCAUUUUCGCUUGCCGUUAUUCAUCCUUUGUCCACUCUUUCUUAUUUAUCCUGACCUCACCUUGUCUCUGCUCGCUUCCUUUCCGUCUCUUAACUAUCCCGAUAUUGCAUUCACGUGAGAGGAGGCCGGAGCGUGACGUGACAACACAAAUGGAACGGCUGUGUAGGAGACUAAAAUCUAGUGUACACGGAUCCGGACAAAUUUUUGAACAGAGAAAAACUUGAACGGAUCCUGGGAUCCCCCUUUCAUUUACAGGUGCAAGUUUGUGAAAGGGAAAGUUUUGUUGACUCGUGUGCAAUCCUGAAAUCUUUAAAAGAACUUUGUACACGGUUCGGUGUAAACGGGUUGCUCAGGUAAAAAAAUUCGUCCAUUUGAGCCGUGUAAACGGUGUAGUAUCGUGGGCGACUCAUCCAGGCCACUAUCAGGCACGCUGUAAACUCUGGGACCAUCUAAGGCUACUGGUUACCUAUAUCACGAGCUAGAGAUGGCGGACAUGUAAUAUAAUAUUCAGCUGUGUAUCUAUUAUAAACGGAGUCUAACAUGGACCUUCCCUUUCCCUUUCGAUAGAUGAAACAGGAAGUUCCGUUGUCCAUUCUUCAGAUGUGGAAGAUGCCCACACCGAGCAUGACCCUUUGAAGGCGAAACUGGUGCUUAAGAGCAAACUACACAACGGAAAGGUAUCAUUUGACCCAGACGAUGUCCUAUUUUUAAGCCCCGAAUUUCUAAAAAUCCCGGAUGUCGUGACACAAAGUCUUCUGGAAACGUACAGACACACUGAUGAGAUUCAGCUGAGGGUCAUAUCAAUCGAAAAUGAACUUUUUGUUUACACUGGUGAUCAAGGAAUAGAGAUGGCAGACAAUGACCUACUCUUGUUAAAAACUCGUGUCCGCAAAGGUGUAGUAUCUUUCCAUGAAGAUGACGUCAAGUUUCGAUACUCGGGCUGGAAAGUCCCUGAGUACAUACUUGAGGACUUAAAACAAAAUGCGUCUACUGGGAAGCUAUUUAUUGUUUCUGACGAGAAAGGGAGCUUAAGAUGCAUUAUUCAGAGCAAAGCAAAGAGAAGAUCAAAGAGUGUAAAGGGUAGAGUUUUGGCCUUCUCUACGUCGGACAAUUAUUUGAACAUAUCUUUUUAAAAUCACCCCACCAUGUGUGUACAUGCGACACGUGUCCUACAUAAUUUAUACAACUUGUAAACCGUAAUUUUUUUUUCAAUAUUAAGUGUCAUUCCUACUGGAAAUGUAACCACUGAGACUUUUGUAACUAGAUGUUAUUUAUGCGAUGCCUUAAGUUCAAAAGCUUUCAUUGCUAAGUACUGAUAUAAAAAUAAUUGUCUAUUGGUAAACUAAAAGUCACUGUCCAGCUUGAUCGUAACUUCCUGGUGCGUUAUGCGAUGGUGGUUAAUCACUUUCAGGAGUAGUUAUUCGCAACCGGUUUGGAUACAAAUGUAAUAUGUCGUGUGACGUGUCGCUUGAUUUUUUGUUUUGCUUUUUGCUGUUCGCUUUUUUUUUGUCGAAAAACUGUACAUUGAAGACUGGCAUGACCGGUCUGAGGUGUAGAGUCCUCACAGUGCAUUUUGCCAAGUCCUUUCAUAGGAAAACCAAAAGCCAAGGCUUAAAUCACCGUAUGAAAAAGCAUAAAGCUUAUGGGAACCUUCAUUGUAUUGUGGUAUUGUAUUCAAUUAAAAUAAAAGCAUUAUUGAAAAUCACCUUUUUAAACCACACUGAGUUACAGCUUUUCUUCAGAAAUUUAACGGAAGCUAGUCAGUAAUGAUCAUUCUACAUUCAUGGGCGCCGUGCAAAGACAUGUUAGCUGCGUGGCUACCUAAAGCUUCAUUAAAGAGAUCUUGUCUCAAAAACGAAAGAAUCAGAAAAAAGAUGCCCGUGUUUUUGUGGAAUGCCGCACGCCUGGCAAUAUUGAGGCCCCGAGGGUAGAUAAUAAUAAUAACAUAAUUUAUAUAGCGCUAACUCCACUAAUUGACCAAAGCGCUUAGAUAGGGGGGGGGGGGAGGCGCUUUAGGCAUUUUUGGUUGGGGAUGUACCCCUAACACCCUGAAACCCUUAGCCUAUACCAGAGCUAGUUGAGCUGAAUUUUGCUACCCCAUACUAGACUAUUAACUCCCAAAUCCCCCCAUCCUAGAGUAGUUGUUUUCCAAACACUACUGAGAUCACUAGCAAAGUCCAGCCAAAACAAACCGAUUUGAGUUUUUUAUAUUUUUGAGUGACUAUUCCAGGUUUCCUAUUUAAGUCUAGAAUAAGAUCUUUAACCAACUGAUUAGUUUCCUGGAAAAUGAUACCCUAUUCUAGACCCAAACUCGCUUGUUUAUAUACCCUAUCCCGGUGUAAACUGCAUGAAAACCAUACCCUUCGCAGCGGCACAUACCUAAGUAGCCUAUAUAUGGCAGUACCUUCCGCGUGUUGAGGAAGAGUCCCGUAGUUCGCGGCGUCACGUAUCAAUGCCAGAAAAACAUGUUUUGACUCGUCACUCAACAUAGACAACGUAGGACUGAAGAGGAUCGUUACUUGACGAGAUAAAAAUUGUCCACAAGUCGAUAACGUUCCAAAACACUUUUCAAAAAGUCUACAGUCAAUAUCUGACUUAAACAAGGCUUCUACGAAUUGCUAACUAAAACAAAAUACAGAGACGUUCUCGAAAAAAAUUCGCCAUUUUCUCAGAAGGAUUACCUUCAGCCUGCAUAACAGGCGUUCCUUUUUUUUGCGUAUUCAGGCCUGCGAAGGUCAAGCACAAAGCUAUAUAUCUUACAAGCACCAGACACGCGCGCGCGGCGGGAAAACUGGGGGUAAGGCGUGAAACAAUAACACCUGUAAUGCAGGCUGCACAGCUGAAUGACAGGUCAUCCAUCAAUGCGGGGGGCAAAGUGUCUUGGUUGACCCACAUGAUUAACAAAAACAAUGUUUACGAACAAAAGCUGACCUUCCGAGAAAAAAAGGAAACUGCACUUUCUCAGAAAAGACUUCAUUUACAUAAUAUAAAGUGUUUCUUAGAAUCAAAGUAGUUCCGCUAUAAAAAUGGUUGAGUGGAAUAUAAUUUGAGUUCUGCCUGCGUAAAACUGUUAUGUAUAAACCGGAGAAUCUUGACAAAUGAAUAAGCCACCAAAGACUGCCUAGUCGAUAGGAAUUUGACACGUCACUCUAGAACUGGAAGAAAAGGCCGAUUUUAAAGGAGGAGAUGUAAGCAUCUGGUGAGGCUAUAUAUUGCUUGUAGUGUAAGAAUCUAUAUUUUUCGUAUACCAGGUUCAGCUAUUUAUGUACCAGAUGGUACGAAUUGUCUUAUUUAGUAACAUUGCUUAAAAGUAAAGAGUUUUGGAUAGGAGAUUGGAAAAACAUGUAUCACUUUACCGAAGUGAAGACAAGGCAACCAUGUUGUUUUCGAUUGUUUGUUGACAAUAUCUUGACGGGGGUUGGGAGGGGAACAAUGUGGGCAUGGCAACCUUGACGUCAGCUGAAAGCUACAAUUCCACACCGUCGCGGCGGAGACACUGAAAUUGUCAUUUUCUGUUACAGAAAUGUCAUCCAGAUCUCGAGUUUGCGAAAAACUGAGCGUCCUUCUCUUGGCAAGCGAGUGGGGCUCCUCUCAAGGAGGCCCCUCUACAAUGAAUAGAUCAUUAGCCAUAUACUUGGCUAAGCAACCAAAUGUAGCAGUUAGCUUCCUUGUUCCAAGCUGUAGUGAAGAAGACAAGAGAAUGGCUCGUUACCACAAAGUUAUGAUAUUUGAAGCACAACAACGGCCCGGGUUCGACCCAAUUGACUGCUUGACAUUCCCACGGAAGGACAUAAACAUUGACGUAGUCAUUGGUCACGGUGUGAAACUUGGAAAACAAGCGCAGAUAAUUCGGGAAAGCCACAACUGUAAGUGGGUCCAAGUUGUGCAUACAGCUCCCGAAGAGCUCGCCAUGUUCAAAACAUACUCUGGUGCAAUCUCCAGAGGUGAAGCAAAGUAUUCUACUGAAGUAAAACUGUGUGAAAUGGCUGAUGUUGUGGUAGCGGUAGGACCCAAAUUGUUUGAAGUGUACUCAGCCUACUUUAGCUCAUCCGAAAAAUUUGUUUUCAAUCUUACGCCAGGAAUUUUUACAGAAUUAUGUCAUUUAAAAAGAUCGUCUCUGGAUGGUAACAAGUUUCGGAUAUUAGUAUUUGGGCGUGGCGACUCUGAAGAUUUCGAGCUCAAAGGAUUCGACAUCGCUGCUCAAGCAGUCGCUGCAUUGAAGGACAAAAGUUAUCAUCUCAUCUUCGUUGGUGCACAAAGCGGAAGCGAGGAGCAUGUGGCAGAAAAGCUUCUUAAACUCGGUUUGUGCCGAAGUCAGCUCACGGUGAGGAAGUUUGUACAGAAUCGUGAACACCUGGGCAAAAUACUUUGCGAAGCAAAUCUUGCCAUUGUUCCUUCAAGGACGGAGGGGUUUGGUUUGACCGCCCUCGAGGCGCUUUCCGCUUGUCUGCCUUUCCUUGUAAGUCAGAACUCUGGAUUUGGUGAAGCCUUAAGUACUGUAUCAAAUGGUUUGUCGUGUGUCGUUGACUCUGAAAAUCCACAGCAUUGGGCUGAGGCAAUCAAGAACGUGCGACACAAGAGCAGGGAAAUUAGGUACAAAGAAUGCGAAACAUUGCGAAUGCAUUAUGAUGAGAAAUACAGCUGGGAAAAACAGUGUACUGAAUUAGUGGACAUAAUUUUUACCAAAGCUCAAGGUAAUGUAUUUAACCUGUAGAAAAGCACUCAUUGCUUACAAUUUGCUUCAAAUAAUGUUGCUCAUGUAAUUGUACUAUACAUAGUACCCUUAAAUCAAGCUCGAGAACUCCGUCCGGCCUAAUCUAAGGAAAAUGAACCGUAUACACAGGAAAAUAGUCUCAAAACUAGUGCAUCUUCAUGCCCUUCAUCAAUACUUCGCAUUCGUGCGCCCCUUGAUUGUUUUGCAUCUUUACUAAAUCGAACGAACAGCUUUCUUGGAUUCUUUCGUUAUAAUCUGAAUAGAUGUAUACAGGUAUAAAUAAUGGCUACUUUAAUUUCUAGACAAAUCAGUCAAUUGCUAACCAAUAAGUUUUCUUUAAACAUAAGGGUCAAGCGCUGCGAAAGUGGAAUCAGAGUUAAAUGAACUGUCACUUGCCCUUGCAAAAAAAAAGUGUUAAACCAAGAGGAGAGACCGCAGAUUGGUACUAUAGAGACUCUGAAGACUUCUUGUCUGAAUCUUCGUGCUACGAGGCUGAAAAAGAUAACAAAUUAUCUCCUCGCCAUGACCCACCCAACAGAAAGCCGCCAGCCUGGCGAAACCAAUUCAUGAGUGAACACCCUAUAGGUAAGUAGGAUUACCAUACGUCACCCCAAUACCGCCUCAACACCAUGAUCACUGUACAUGCGUCCUGCGUGGUAGUCAGAGACCAAGAAAUGUAUUGAACAUGAAGUUCGAUGAAUAAAAAGAUGUUUACCGACAUUACAUUGAAUGACAAAAGACGGAUAUAAAGGCACCACUCACAUAUCAGUCCUCAUAGCAAAUAGGUUGUGACCAGAAUAGAUACCUUAAAAUCAGGUUGGACACCUUAUGUUUAUUACACAACGCUAUACUCGUCGUAGAGAACCAUUUAUGCCAAUUUACUGGACACUUUUUUUAGAAAAGUGGGGAAAUCAGAGUAAGAGACAGUUGUGAAAGGAAAAGAGUUGAAUACAGGGUUUAGCACCGAAGUAUAGUGAUUAGGAUUAAGCACAUUUUUAAAGACGGUUAAUAAUCAAUGCCAUGUAAGGUACGUUAAAAUAAACCGGUGUCGGCAGUUAUGCCUUGAUGGUGUAGAGGAUACGCAUCUGGAUUACACAUCAAAUGAUGAGCGUUCAAGUACUACAUGCUACUAACUGUUUUCUUUCUAUCAUGUAUUUUGAGUGAAGAUGACAACCUGUUUUUGGAGUAUCCAUUCUAGUCACAACCAUAGCAAAUAACAUCUCUGCUUAGAUGACAGACGACCAUUUACAUCUUGACUUACUUGAUCAAUCAGGUCAAUAUAAACUACUGACAGCGUUGACUCUGAAUGUGAGUACCACAAGAGAGAAGUGUCGAAAAGUCAGUCAGGACCAUCCACACCCGGACCGGGGAAUAUUCACACUACUUAUGAGAUGUUAUAUUUUAUAACUUUGUUUUGCUUAUUACAGAUAAAGAGGGAACUCCAACUUGUCAUGUUGACUUUGAGCUAGCCUCCGGGAGAAACGCAAGGAAGACAAAGCACCAGCCAACUCGCUUUGUAAUUCCCGAAAAGUGGCGUCAACGGCUUGCUCCCAACGAGACGUUAAUGCUUAAGACUUAA